AUGGCGGUCCCCCAGAGCUCACUGAGCCUGAUGCCCUGGGAACAGGAAAGCUUCUUGCAAGUGAAGGAGGAAGAUGAAGAGGCGGGCUUCUCUCAGAGCCAGGAAUCCGGCCUUGGUGGCCACACCACUGACCCUGAGGCUGCACGUCUGCGCUUCCGGCAUUUCCGCUACCAGGAGGCGGCGGGGCCCCACGAGGCCCUGGCCCGGCUUCGUGAGCUCUGCCGCCAGUGGCUGUGGCCCGAGGCGCGCUCCAAGGAGCAGAUGCUGGAGCUGCUGGUGCUGGAGCAGUUCCUGGGCGCCCUGCCCCCCGAGACCCAGGCCUGGGUGCGGGCCCAGUGCCCUGAGAGUGGUGACGAGGCUGCCAGGCUCGUGGAGGAUCUCACCCAGGUGCUCAACAAGAGAGAGUGGGACUCAGGACCCGAGCCCGCAGAGGCAAACUGCAAGCAAAGUGAUUCAGAAGAGUCCCAGCCAUCAGACACGGCCACUGAAAGCCCUGUAGCAGAUGUGUCUCCAGGGCCCGCCUUGGGCAAUGCCUGUGAACCUGAGGGCAGUUCAGAGAGGCAGGCGGGACUCUCAGGGGAGACCCACACAAUGUCUGCUGCCCGCCAGAUGGAUUUCAGAAACACUUCAGAGCCUCACAAGGACUCCUCCACCAACCAGUCCAGUUGUGACUAUGAUGCCUUGAACAGUCUUGGCAUGUGGCCAAACUUUGCCUCAAGAGAAAGGACUCCUUCACAAGAGAAAUUCGAUUCAUUAGACAGUUAUGGGACUGAGUCUCCCUGCCCACACUCAGGGCUGAAGGCCUCCAAGUGUAGCAACUGUGGGAAAACUUUCAGGAGCCCUUUGGCCCUCGAGGCACACCAGAAGAGCCACACUCGGAAGACACCCUACACCUGCAGUGAGUGCGGGAAAGCCUUCAGCCGGAGCACUCACCUGGCCCAGCAUCAAGUCGUCCACACGGGGCUAAAGCCCCACAAAUGUAAAGAAUGUGGGAAAGCCUUCAGCCGAAUCACCCACUUGACGCAGCACCAGAGGAUCCACACUGGAGAGAAACCCUACAAGUGCGGGGAAUGUGGCAAGACCUUCGGCCGCAGCACCCACCUCACCCAACACCAGCGGGUGCACACAGGUGAGCGGCCCUAUGAGUGUGAGGAGUGCAGGAAGGCCUUCAGUCAGAGCACUCACCUGACCCAGCACCAGCGGAUCCACACUGGGGAGAAGCCUUACAAAUGUGACGUGUGUGGGCGAGCCUUCAGUGACUGCUCAGCGCUGAUCCGACACCUGAGGGUCCAUUCUGGAGAGAAGCCAUAUCAGUGUAAGGCUUGUCCAAAGGCCUUCUCCCAGAGCUCCUCUCUCAUUGAGCACCAGAGGACUCACACGGGGGAGAAGCCUUACAAGUGCAGUGACUGUGGCAAGGCUUUCAGCCGCAGCUCAGCCCUCAUGGUUCACCUGAGGAUUCACAUCACAGUGCUGCAGUGA
This is a messenger RNA of Orycteropus afer afer, 1479 nucleotides long. RefSeq names its product zinc finger and SCAN domain containing 22 (gene ZSCAN22). The transcript has 2 exons. Gene Ontology annotation, molecular function: RNA polymerase II cis-regulatory region sequence-specific DNA binding; DNA-binding transcription factor activity, RNA polymerase II-specific. The record is from RefSeq and is a predicted model, not a curated record. Gene Ontology annotation, biological process: regulation of transcription by RNA polymerase II. Lineage: Eukaryota; Metazoa; Chordata; Mammalia; Tubulidentata; Orycteropodidae. Bases 1 to 1479 code for a protein of 492 amino acids.